AUGGCACUGGUGCAGCCUGGCGGGCGGGCAGCCGGGCAGAAGCCGGGCGAGGGUCCCCCGCGCUCCCGGCGGCGGGGGCAGCGGGCAGGCAUGGCGCCGGGGCCCGGGCCGGAGCCUAUGCCGGGCUACGCGCAACUGCUGCAGCGGAGCUACCGGAGCCUGCUGGACGCGGCGCGGGGCUGUGCGGACUGUGGCUGGGAGCGAAGCCGCCGAAGCUGGGCCCAGCACGCGCACCUGGCCGCCGCCGAGCUGCUGCUGCUGCUGCUGGCCGGCCUCGCCUGGACCGCGCUGCGCCAAGCCGCUGCCGCCGGCCUCUUUCGGCCGCUGGCCAGAUGGUGCCAACUGCAACCCAGGGAUGCUGCCAAGAUGCCCGAGAGUGCCUGGAAAUUCCUUUUCUACUCCACAGCCUGGGGGUACAGCGCUUACCUGCUGUUCGGCACCAACUACCCCUUCUUCCACGACCCCCCUUCCGUCUUCUACGACUGGAAGCCGGGCAUGGAGGUGCCCAGGGACAUCGCCGUGGCCUACCUGCUGCAGGGCAGCUUCUACGGGCAUUCCAUCUAUGCCACCCUCUACAUGGACGCCUGGCGGAAGGACUCGGUGGUGAUGCUGCUGCACCACGUGGUCACCCUGGUUCUGAUCGUCUUCUCCUACGCCUUCAGGUACCACAACGUGGGAAUCCUUGUUCUCUUCCUCCAUGACAUCAGUGAUGUCCAGCUGGAAUUCACCAAGCUCAACGUCUACUUCAAGUUCCGAGGGGGCGUCUACCACCGGCUCAACGACCUCAUCUCGGAUGUGGGCUGCGUCAGCUUCAGCGUCACCUGGUUCUGGUUCCGACUCUACUGGUUUCCUCUCAAAGUGCUCUACGCCACGUGUCACUGCAGCCUGCUCUCCGUCCCCGACAUCCCCUUCUACUUCUUCUUCAAUGCCCUGCUGCUCGCCCUCCUGCUCAUGAACAUCUACUGGUUUCUGUACAUCGUGGUGUUCGCCGCCAAGGUGCUGACGGGCCAGGUCCGGGAGGUGAGCGACGUGCGGGAGUACGAUGAGGCAGUGGAGGGCGCCCCUCCGCCCCCCAAGUCCUGGAAAGAAGAGAAGCCUUUGAGGAAUGGGCUGGUGAAAGACAAGCACUUCUGAGGGGCUGCAGACCCCUGGGGACCCCCCUCUCCCUCCAGUUCCUGUCUAGUGCCCCC
Antechinus flavipes (yellow-footed antechinus) is the source of this 1190-nucleotide messenger RNA. RefSeq names its product ceramide synthase 1 (gene CERS1). Gene Ontology annotation, cellular component: membrane. The transcript has 8 exons. Bases 1 to 1134 code for a protein of 377 amino acids. Gene Ontology annotation, biological process: ceramide biosynthetic process. The record is from RefSeq and is a predicted model, not a curated record. Lineage: Eukaryota; Metazoa; Chordata; Mammalia; Dasyuromorphia; Dasyuridae. Gene Ontology annotation, molecular function: sphingosine N-acyltransferase activity.